Messenger RNA from Eimeria maxima, 2301 nucleotides. RefSeq lists its product as hypothetical. The record is from RefSeq and is a predicted model, not a curated record. NCBI's taxonomy places the organism in Eukaryota, Apicomplexa, Conoidasida, Eucoccidiorida, Eimeriidae. The transcript has 5 exons. Bases 1 to 2301 code for a protein of 766 amino acids.
AUGAGGAUUUCCACAUGUGUUUUCUGCCUCGUUGUGGGCAAUGUGUCAGCUGUGGGCCUCGCCGAGGGAUCCCCCGGCGCCUCCCUCCUGGGAGCGCUUUUUCGCCCUCUGGACGCUUUGAACCUCCAGUCUGCCUUGAGUCCCUCUUCCAGCAUUUUGAGAGGCAACCGCCCAGUUGCUUCCAGUGAAACAAAGUCUUUCCUCCCCAAACAGGGCGAUAUAUCUCUGCUGGACUCCGCCAACACAUUAGAGCUCCUCUCCAGCAUUAGACUGCCGCGACAGUCAGUGACUGAUUAUCUUCAACGAAAGACUACUGGAUUUUCCAACAGAAACUUCACGAUAGUCUCUGCUCUUUUUGGUGACGAAGUGGCUGACCAAAGGCUUAAGGAUGCAUUGGGACCGCCGGGGACUACACACUUGGAGCAAAAGGGAGACGCCGCUUCCCGUGACGCCAAAAGGCGUUCUCACACAACGGACCCGAGGCUUCGUAGUGUGAAUGAGGCAUUGGGACUUCACGGCUUUCCUCCACUGCCUUACUUUCCGCCAUUUCUUAAUAGUGGUGCCAAGACGGUGGAUGGCAAUGACCCCGUAGAGCAGCUACUCGAGCGCAUCAACAGCGGCCGCGGACUUCCGGAGACCGUUAUCAACGAAUUCUCUUCGGAAGAGUACAGCUCUAUCCGCCCCUCGUGGCACCUGCCUUCAACAAGCAACCCUUCCCCCAAUAGGGGCCUAGCCAACAGCCCGUGGCCGAUUCCCCACAGGAACAGUGCCGCUCAAGGAAGCACGACUCUCCGAGGUCCCGAUGGGACCCGCCGUUUAAGCCACAACUUUUUGAACCGAGCGAUGGUAACCUCCAACCCAAUCACCCUCUUUUACACGGCAGACGAGAAGUACCUUUGGGGGAGCAGCUGGACCACCAUCUUCAAAGUUGCACGCACCAAGACUUCCUUGGCCAUUGUAGACUUCGUGAGAAAGAGAGUUGAGACGAUAAUGGAAGAUAAGUUUCAUGGUGCAUACGCACUCCUCACGCAGGAGGGCGUCUUCGUUGUCUCGACAGGAAAGCGUUUGGAAGCCUACUACGACGUGCCCAACUCCAAUGGCGACCGUAUUAUGAUGCACCCUGAGACCUUCACCCUUCAAUCGGGCCUUCAGGGUCUUCAAGCAGAGGCUCCUCGUUCCCAGGAAGUCUUCCGCGCUCUGUGCAUGACCCAUGACGGGCACAUUGCUUGGGUCACUGACCUAGGCCGCCUGGGAAUACUGAGCCGUCACGUGCAAAAUGGAAGCUUUCGCAAGGCUCUUUCCAGCCUAAUGCUGGGAGCUGCAAAGCGUGAAGGAUCACCAGCUAAGACAAGUAGGACUUUAACUCCAGACGGCGUAUCGGGUCCAUCAAAUGGCUCUGUCAGUGCUUCUGAAGAUAUUGAAGUGUCAAACAACAUUGCUUGCGAUGACCAGGGCGGGAUUUACGUGGUGUCCUCCAAGUAUAUGCACAAGGCCAAGUGGGAUGGGGAGAAGCUUACCGUGGUUUGGGAAGAACCCUACGAUCUAGAGCCCGGUCUAGGAGGGACGGCCCCCGUGCGCCUUGGCGAGGGCUCGGGCAGCACUCCUACCCUUAUGGGCACUGCUGACCGUCGUUAUGUUGUCAUUACAGACGGAGCAAAGCUAAUGAAUCUCGUAGUUAUGAACGCGCAGACGGGGAAGGUGGAGGCUCGACACCCCAUUACAUUUGGGGACCCAAGUGCUAAGGAAACAACGAGCGAGCAGUCUGUUUUAGUUCAUGGCUGGCGCAUGGCCGUUGUAAAUAAUCAGCCCACAGAAGAAACACGAGUGUCUACAAACUUCUUACACUACCUUGGAAGCCCCACGACUUUUCUCGCCGGACUCAGUUCUUCAGGCAACACAUGGUCGCGAUGGAACGAUACCGUUGCAGCGGCGUUCCCCGUCAUUGUUGGGGAUGCCCCCAAGGGCGUUGAGCAAUUCGAGUAUGACCCUGACACGAGGAAGAUCCGCUCCGUGUGGGUUAACAAAGAAGUAUCGAUCCCCAAUGGCAUCCCCGCCAUGAGCGCAAAGUCACAACUCAUGUAUGGUGUGGGCAAACGGUGCCCUCUUGGAGGUGACGCCGCUCCGUUGAGAGGCAUGUGGACCCUUGAGGCCCUCGACUGGUGGACCGGGGUAAGCAAGUUCCACUACAACAUCGGAGCUGGCCCGAUGAGUAACUCUGUAUAUGCCGCCACCCAGAUAGGACCCAACGAAAUCAUCACAGGAACGGCUGGGGGCAUCGUCAGGAUAAGGGAAGCAUUAUAG